AUGAAUCCACUUAAUAUAUAGAGUGAAAAUAAGGAGUCUGAAUUAAAAGAAGAAUAAGCAGUUUAGAAUGAGCAGGAAGAAGUUAGAACAUUAACUAAUUUAAGUAUUGAGGACAAAAUUAAAUAAAAGAAGAUUAAUGAUGAUCAUCUUGAGAGAAAUAAAAAGAGAUUAAUUAGAUAGUUUACAAUUCUAUUCAUAAUCACUUUAUUUAUAAUAAUAGAAAGAAUUUUAUAUUCCAUUAUUGUAGGAGUUGAAAAUGAACUUUUAAGUGACUUCUAGAGUUUAUUCAAUUUGAGAAAAUCAAAAUUAACUGAGUUUGAUGAAAUGGAUUAUUUUAAUGAUAAUUUUUUAUUUGAUAUGGCAGGAAGUGUUCAUAGGAAUGGAAUAUCUAUAAUGAUAUUUACAAAUUACUUUAUUACUUUAUAUGUUGGAUUCGAUGCAUUAAUUGCUGUAAAAAUAUUAUAUACAUCUUAUUUGAGUGUGUUUAUUGUAGCAUUCUUAUAAUUGAUAUAUUCAGAUCCUAGACCAUUUUGGGUAUAUGAGAAAGUAUCAUUAUUUAUAAUAAUAAGUUAGUGACUUCCCUUUGUAUACCAAGUUAUGGAAAUCCAUCAUCGUUUGUUUGUUAAUUGACAUUCACUUUAUUUUAUACCGUAUAUUGUUAUAAGACUAAGAAUCAUACUAGAUCAUUUAAGACUUAUGAUUAGAAAAUAGAUAGAAAAGUAAAAAUAGUUCAAUUAUGCAUAUCACUAUUUGUUUUUCUGUAUUCUAUAUUGUUAUUUUUAAUGGCUUUAUAAUAUUUGAUAAAUAUGAUUUUGGGUUUGAUUUAUUGCUUUGUAUUUUAUGCAUUUUAUGUAACAUUUGAGAAUUAGAUCAAUAAUAUAAUUAAGCAUUCUACUAUAAUGAAUAUUGUAAUAUAAUAUAAUCAAUAAUAUUAGGAUUCAAAACGAUAUGUGUUUUAUAUAUCAUUUUUCUUAUUGAUAACAGAAACAAUAGCAGCAAUGUUAAUAUCAAAUGAAUAUGAAUUGGUUAAUAUUGAAUGGGCAAAUAAUUUUAUGAAUUGUCUCUAUAUGACAGAUAUUAAUGCAAUGAAAAUACCAGCAUAAUUGUUAAUGGGACCACAUUUUACAUUCUAAAAAACGAGUGUGAUAUUUGCUUUGAUUGGUGCCUUAUUUGGAGUUUCACAUUGUUUUAGACACAUAAAUUCACUUGAAUGGUAUAAAGGAGAUAAGAGAAAAAGAAUCUUAAGAAUAAUAGUAGCAAAUCUAUUUACAAUACCUGGAUGGAUUUUUGCUUUGAAUGUUGAAUCAAUAGCUUUGAAUAGUAGAAUGUAUGAAUGGGGAGCUUCAUUCUUUUUAGUAAAUAAUUAAUUUGAUUGUUUAUAGAUGGAGAGUGUAGCAUUUUUGUUGUUUUAUUUCUUUAUGUUUGCAAUAAUCCCAUUGUAUGUUUUCAAAUAUUUACAUUUGAAUGCUUCUAGUUCAUCAUCAUAUGUUGUAGUUAAAUUAUCAGAAGAAGAUUGAUUUUGUUAUUAAUUAUUAUAAUAAAUA
Molecule: messenger RNA, 1544 nt
Organism: Paramecium primaurelia
Lineage: Eukaryota; Ciliophora; Oligohymenophorea; Peniculida; Parameciidae
Source: the annotation of a GenBank genome assembly